This is a messenger RNA of Stegostoma tigrinum, 3170 nucleotides long. It is a transcript of the gene xrcc1, whose product is annotated as X-ray repair complementing defective repair in Chinese hamster cells 1. Gene Ontology annotation, cellular component: nucleus. Gene Ontology annotation, molecular function: damaged DNA binding. Bases 280 to 2322 code for a protein of 680 amino acids. The record is from RefSeq and is a predicted model, not a curated record. NCBI's taxonomy places the organism in Eukaryota, Metazoa, Chordata, Chondrichthyes, Orectolobiformes, Stegostomatidae. The transcript is spliced from 17 exons. Gene Ontology annotation, biological process: base-excision repair; double-strand break repair via nonhomologous end joining; single strand break repair.
AAAUGGAAUGCAGAGGGUGAGCCCGCGGCGGGAAGAGGCAGGAAAAAAAAUGGACGAAACCCUUAAGUGUUUAAACCUCGCUUAAGAGACGUUUUCAUCGCUGCUGCGCCGAUCCAUGAGGAAAACCCCCUGUUAAAUAUUGCCCCCUGUCACUCCCGAGGGGUUUUCAGCGCGAUCCUGAGAUUUUUUUUUGUUUUGACUGUCACAUCGAACAAAGUCCACACAGUCGCAUUUUUUUUUUUAGCCAUUUGUAUUCUCCCCCUCACACCAGUUUGCAGGAUGCCCGAGAUCAAGCUCCAAUAUGUCGUGUCGUGUAGCAGUGAAGACACGACUCAUAAAGCUGACAACCUGUUAAAGCCAGACACCUACAGGAAAUGGAAGUGUUCUGAUCUUGGUGAGAAACAGGCUUCUGUCAUCCUCCAGUUUGAGAAAGCAGAAUACAUACACGGCAUUGACAUUGGAAAUGAGGGUUCUGCGUUUGUGGAGGUCUUGGUUGGCAACUCGACUUCAGCCUGUGAGCAGGAUUUUGAGGUCAUCCUCGUAUCCUCGUUCUUCAUGUCUCCAACGGAGAGCCGGAAUGGUACACCCCUCAACAGGGUCCGCAUGUUUGGCACUGACAAGCUGGCCAAAGCCACCCUGGCUAAGAAGUGGGAUCGUGUUAAAGUGGUCUGCACACAGCCCUACAACAAGAAUUUAGCAUACGGCCUGUCGUUUAUCAGAUUUUACUCUACUCCACAAGACACAGAGAAACCAGCUGGAUCCUCCUCACCGCAGAAGAUCACCAAACUGGGUCAGUUUGUGGUGAAGGAGGAGGAAGGCAGCAGUGACAGCCUAAAGCCAGGCAGCUUGUUCUUUAGCCGGACAAGUGGACCCCAGCUAAGCCAGCCUGCAGCCACAUCUGCUCUGACAGCGAGUGACAAGCCAGCGGCGAGCUACGCAGCAGCAGCGUUGCAGGCGAGUGGUGUCACAUCUCUGAGCUCCUCGAUCACAGCGAAGGAGAAACCGGCGAUGACCGGACCCAGCGCGCCAUCUGCAAAGCAACCGACACCAGUAAAAAGGAAGUUUGAGUUCCCAAAAGAGAGGAUGGGAAGCCUUCCGGUCAAAAAGGAGAACCCUGGGGAAGGAUCUGAAUCUGCGAGCAAGAAAACAAGCCCGCCACUAUCCACAACGAAGAGAAUCAAAGCUGAACCCAACGUCUCUCCGCCCCCUUUGAACACUGGCCCCCUCACCCCCUCGCAGCCGGGUGCCUCCAGGAAAACUCUGUCCCUGCAGAAGAAGGCGAAGAAACAUCGAAAGGGGGCUGGUGAGCCAGUCGAGUUCCACCGCAUCCUGGAGGGAACCAUCUUCGUCCUGAGCGGCUUCCAGAAUCCCUUCCGCUCAGAGCUAAGGGACAAGGCUCUGGAAAUGGGGGCCAAGUACCGGAGCGACUGGUCACCCGACAGCACCCACCUCAUCUGCGCCUUUGCGAACACUCCCAAGUACGCCCAGGUCAAGUCGCAAGGGGGAUGUGUGGUCCGAAAGGAUUGGAUCUUGGACUGCUACAAGAAGAAACAGAGACUGUCCCACAAACGAUACCUCCUGGAUGGCCCAGAGUCGAGCAGUGAGGAGCAGGAGGAGGAUGAGGAUCUAACGAGCAGCCUGUCGGCUCAGCCUGAAGCUGUUGCAGAUAGGAAGGUCACCCCAGAAGGGUCUCACAUGCUGCCAGCCAAGGCGCAGAGAGUCACCCCCAGGCAGGAGCCUCCGCGAACAGGCAAAACUGACCCUGGGGCCAGCUCGUCGAGGAGCCACCCCAGGCCAGUCACUCCGGAUGAAGACUACGGAGGGUCCACGGAUGAAGAUUUACCAGUUACUGGGAAGAGUUUUGAUGAUGAUUCUGGCUGUGAUACUGAGGAUGAACUCAAAAGAGUCCAGGAGUACCAUCAGAAGCAGCUGAGGGCCACCAAGGAAGAGGUCGAUCCUUAUGCUGGCUCAACCGAUGAAAAUACAGACGUGGAGGAGAGUGUCUCUGGAGAUGUUGAUCUCUCCAUCCCUGAACUGCCAGAUCUCUUUCUUGGGAAGCACUUCCUCCUGUAUGGUGAGUUCCCUGAUGGUGAGCACCGGAUGUUGAGCCGCUACAUCACCGCCUUCAACGGGGCCCUGGAGGAGUACAUGAACGACUCUGUAAACUACGUGAUCACUGCUGAGGAGUGGGACGACAGAUUUGAUGAGGCUCUGACGGAGAAUUCAAACCUGGCCUUUGUCAAGCCGCGAUGGGUGUACGUAUGCAAUGAGAAGCAGAAAAUGGUGCCUCACCAGCCAUACGUAGUGGUCCCUCAGCUAUAGUGGCUCGAAGCCCGUCUCCAGUUGGACAAUGAAGUUGGAGGGAGGGCCCUGGGGCUGAAGACUGAGGGGUAGAGCCUCCAGCAUCAUAGCAUCAGAUCUGUCAGACUACCGUGCCGGCUGAGCAUGCAUGAGGAAACAGAAAGUUAUUGUGGCAAUGAGGGAGGCCACUCAGUCCAUUGAGUUCAUUCUAGCUCUGUGUAAAAUGAUCCAGUUAAUCCUGUUGCUCAAACCAUGUCACCUUGCAAGUUUAUUUCCGUUGUGUGUCUAUUAAACUUCUUUUUGAAGCCAUUCAUCACCUCUGCUUCCCCCACCUUUCAAAGGCAGAGAGCUCCUAUUCAUUUUUCUUCACAUUCCCUGCCUUUGCCUUUUUCCUAAAAACCUGAAAUCUCUGCCUUCCCCCAGUCCCUCCUAACGAGAGCAGCUUUUCUUUGUCCACACCUUUUUGUAUCUGUUGUUCUGGACACUUGUACCUGGACCGCUGUCUGUCAGUUUCACUCCCAGGAGAGCCGACCCUGGCUCAUCCAGACUAAGCCUGCCCCUGAAAUCUGUCUCCUAAACUGCUCUUGUGAUGAAUCUCCUCUGCUGCCUCUCAUGCCUCUCAUUCCUUCUCCAGGAUAAGAAAUUCCAGAAAUGAAAAACAUCUUCCCUCCUUAAGGCUAUUUUGGAUCAGCCUGUAUCGAGGUGAGAGGUCUAAACUGAGCUCACGCAGUCUGCAGUGCUGCCAACCUUGAUUUGAAACUGUCCAAAUCUGUCUCAUUUGAUAGGUUUUGUUGUUUGACUCUUUUUUCUUGUAAAUAAACCAGAUGUGUUUGCUUAAAUCCCUGAAGGGGUUAUUUGAAGCUGAGAAA